Bombus pyrosoma is the source of this 3572-nucleotide messenger RNA. RefSeq names its product carcinine transporter-like. Gene Ontology annotation, molecular function: transmembrane transporter activity. Gene Ontology annotation, cellular component: membrane. The record is from RefSeq and is a predicted model, not a curated record. Gene Ontology annotation, biological process: transmembrane transport. The transcript has 12 exons. Bases 1641 to 3356 code for a protein of 571 amino acids. Lineage: Eukaryota; Metazoa; Arthropoda; Insecta; Hymenoptera; Apidae.
CCAAUCUCACAAAAAAGCUUGAGCAUCCUUAAUUAAUCCUAUUUAGAACUCAAUUACAUUUAUGCCUUUUGUAAAUAUUAAUUCUAAAAUAACGAUGCUAACAUUUCUAAACUACAGAGUAUCAACAAAUAACAUAACGUAAUUCCCGCAUUUCAAUUAAAUAUGAAAAAUAUACUAGAGUUGAUCUAAGAUCACAACCGGCAAAACAAACGACAAAUUUACCUGAAAAAUCCACUGAAUUCGUUUCAAUACAUCGGUUAUUUAAAUUGUAAAAAUCAGUUGGGUUUCAACGUCAGUCCUAACACCGUUCUUAUAUCGCAAUUUUAGUAUUAGCGACAAGACGACAAUGCGAUACAAUUCAUUUCAACACCAUUAAAAAGUAUGACUGGCUUCAGACGACCGGCUUCCGGCUUGGCGCCACGACGCUUCGGAGAAACAAGAAAAUACAUAUGUAUGCAUCUUUCUUUUUGCGAGACAGAAGAACUCUAUGUCUCUGUUCUACCAACGCCGUCGCUGUUGCGACGAUUUGCAGCAAACCGCUCGUCUGAAGCCGGCCUAAAUGGAGUUCGAUCGAUGGCAACGCGAGCACGUGGUUCUCGAUGUUCGCGAUCGGAAAAUCGUGUUUUCGAAACUAUUUCUGGUUUCGCCGGUCCCACUGUCAAUCAACGUUUCUUCCUUUCGUUCCGUUUCUCCUCGAUUCUCUCCUUUUCUAUUGGCAAACACGUGUCAUCGAGUAUCGUGUUCGUCUUCGCUAAGCAAGCUUCUAUAUCAGCGAUACGCGAGCCGGUUUCCCCUUCAUAUUUGUGCAAGACUUCGUGAACAUCGGACGCUUUUCUCCUCUCUUUUCGAAUAAGAAAAUCCUGUCAUUGUUUAACUAACAAUUUCAUUUCUUUAAAUGAAAACGUCAUCGUGUCUCUAUUAUAUUCUUAAUUAGCCAGAGAAUUUAGGUUUAUUGGCGUGGAAACUUGAUCGGUCGUUUACGUAAGGAUCUGCGAUCCUGCUUCAUCUUCGAGGAAAAUUUCACCGAAUACAAUCGUUUCACUCAUUGAUUGGAUCAGUCGAAAGGGAGAUUCGUUGACUGCCAGUAUAAAUAUUGAUCAUAGUGUCUCUUGAAGAGAAACUGUGCCAAUCUUGUUGAUUUAACUACUGAUUCUACUUCAUCUUCGAGGGAAACUACUUACUUUCAUUGUGUGUUUGACCAUUGAUUUUAGCGUUUCUUCGAGGGAAACAGCGUUGAUCCGUCAAGUCUUCUUUCUCAAGGAGCAGCAACGAAGAUGCUACAAUAACGGAAAAAUUCUUCGGUUAUUUCCACAAAGAACACGAAGGAUAUUAGUGUAUCGAGACAUUUUGUUCGUGGGAAGUUAGGCAACGACGAUUGGAACGGAAAGAUACGUUUGACAUGAUUUAGUGUGAUGUCGAGAGAGAAAAAUGGUUCGAUCGAGGGUGUCUUUAAUUGCUAAUUUCGUAACUUGCUGUUAAUCGGCCUGACAGUGAUACUAGUGGAUGUGAUUGGUAGUGUCUGAUUAAUCGUGAUCGAUAUUUCGAACGAAGAACAACGAGAAGCGAUCAGUUUGGAGUUUCAUUCUCACGUCGUGAACUAUCGUGAAUUAGACAUCGAAGAAUCGUUUGGUGACAGCGAAAUGAAGGACGAGAAGAGUAAUUCUAUAUUGCCCACUGAAACGACUCGAUUGAGACCAAGAUUGGAAAGUUUCGAUGAUGUUCUGCCGUAUGUCGGCGACUACGGAAGAUAUCAAUGGCUGUUGUUACUGUCGUUACUACCCUAUGGCGCGACGUACGCGUUUCUGUAUUUCUCGCAAUUUUUCAUUACGAUUAUUCCCACGGAACACUGGUGCAGGAUAGACGAAUUAGUAAACUCGAAUUUCACCGAAGAAGAGAGGAUCAAAAUAGCGAUUCCACCGACGCACGUUUAUCCUUAUUACGAACAAUGUCAGCGGAAGGACCUAAACUUCACGGAGCUGUUGAAGAGCGACAAGAGUUUGAGCUCGUUGGACUUCGAAACAAACGAAACGAUAAAAUGUACUCAAUGGGAGUACAAUUUCACGCAGAUUCCAUAUCCUAGUAUAGGAACUGAGCUAGAUUGGGUAUGCGACCGAGAAUACCUCGUAUCAACGGCGCAGGCCAUCUUCUUCUGCGGGUCCAUCAUCGGUGGUUUCCUAGUCGGUUGGAUCGCCGAUCACAAGGGCCGUAUCCCAGCUUUGAUGUUCUGCAACGGCAUCGCCCUUUUUGCUUCCAUUUUCACUGCCAGCGCAAAUAGUUUUUGGUCAUUCGCCGUCUGUAGGUUCCUCACUGGACUGGCGUUCGAUAACUGUAUCAACAUUCCUCUGAUUAUCGUGCUCGAAUAUAUGGCUGUUUCGAAACGAACGUUGGUCGUGAACAUCGCCUUUGGCGUAUACUUCGCAGUGGCCAGUACAAUUUUACCAUGGAUAGCUUACUAUAUCGCGAACUGGAGAUAUUUCACUUACGUUACUGCCAUGCCGUUGUUAUCGGUUGCUAUCACACCGUGGAUUCUUCCCGAGAGCGCCCGGUGGUACGUUUCCAAUGGGAUGAUGGACAAGGUUGUUGAGAAACUGCGGAGAAUAGCUAGGAUCAACCGUAGAAAUCCAGAUUCGCGUAUUUACGAUAUAUUCGUCAGUAACAUGGAGGCAUCGGACAAAAUUCAAGAAUCAGCGACGCUGCUCGAUCUGUUCAAAACGCCACGGUUGGCGAGAAACACUAUUCUUCUAGUUGCAUUCUGGUGUUUCACCGUGAUCUCGUUCGACGGCCACGUGUAUUCGUUAAAACUUAUCCAGAGCUCGGUGUUCGUGUCGUUCUCGAUCGCCUGUGCCACAGAACUUCCAGCUGGGUUAUUGCUCGCCUUGUUGCUCGACCGAUGGGGUCGUAGACUCUGCGGAUUUCUCACUCUGGCAAUGACCUGUGUACUCAGUAUUGCUGAACUUAUGCUGCAUUCCAUGCUCGCGAAAUUAGUAAUGUCAGUAUUGUCGCGAUUCUGUCUGAACAUGGCAGCCAAUGUUGGUCUUCAGUAUGCAGCAGAACUUCUGCCCACGCCAGUCAGAUCGCAGGGCGUAUCUUUCAUUCAUAUUUUCGGAAUAGUUGCACACUCUUUGGCGCCAUAUAUCACUGACUCGGCUGCAAUUUGGGAGGGAUUUCCAAUGAUGAUUAUCAGCACGGUGUCCUUUUUUGGCGCCGCACUAGUUUUGUUCCUGCCGGAAACUGUCGGCCAGAAUCUUCCUCAGACCAUCAAGCAAGGCGAAGAAUUCGGAAGGGACCAACAUUUCUGGUCGUUGCCUUGCUACCAUAAGACACACUUCAAUGGACAUCAACACUAUCACUCCUGAAGAAGAAAAAAAGAAAGGAAAGAAUAUUGUAAGCAAAUCGUGCCAUCGUAUGACGAUCAGUGUUCGUCGUUGUGCCAAUAACAACGCAAUUAAUUUGAAGAAUACCUAUUAUUCAUAGUAUUCAUAAUCAUCCUCCUACUUCACUUACGUAUACACUAACGUAUACACUCACGUCCAUAGGAUUAAUUCAUCAAAUAAAACUUCCAUAAACCUUAA